Knipowitschia caucasica is the source of this 1893-nucleotide messenger RNA. The record is from the annotation of a GenBank genome assembly. Lineage: Eukaryota; Metazoa; Chordata; Actinopteri; Gobiiformes; Gobiidae.
AUGUCCCACGGGCCUGUGCCAGUCUGGUUUAUACAAGCUGUUCCACCUGCGGUUCUUCCACAUCCGUCCGUUUCUGACGCCGUGGGCCGCUCCCCCCGCGGCCCCUGGACGCAGCACACAGCGGCCCCUGGACGUAGCACACAGCAGCCCCUGGACUCUUUGAAUGAGACGUUAGCUUCGGCUGCUUUGUUUUACUGUAGCCCCGGAAGAGGCCACAGGAGCCCGCGGGACCACAGUCACCUAACCCCGCUGAGGAACGGUACCAGGCUGGCGCAGAUCGUGAGUUGCCCGUGGAUCAUGCGCGACACUGGGGGGAGUCUUGCCCAGAACCGGUGGCAGGGAGACCUGGGGCUGACGGCGGUGGGUCAGGACGACACCGGGGGAGGUGGGAUCCCCGCGGACCACCUCAUGGCCCCUGUGUCGGGCCACAGCAUCCCCAGCCCUAUGCACCUGAAGCUGGGGCAGAAGGAGGCGGCCUGGAUGGGAGACUACGUGGAGGACGAGGACGGAGACGAUCUCGCUAAGAUCGAGAGCAUCGAGGACGAAGACGAGAUGGAGGAGGACCGGCACGAGCAGGCGCCAUGGGACGAGGAGGACGGUCUCGUGGAGGAGGAGGAGUACCACACACACGCACAGUGGCCCAAGAUGCCCUCUCAGGCCGCUGCAUACUCACACUUUCAACAGGUCCCAGAGAAGUCGGACUGUGAAGAAGAUUAUGAAGAAGAGGAGGAGGAGGUGGAAGAAGAGGAAGAAGAGGAAGAAGAUGAGGAAGAGGAGGAGGAAGAAAACAUGGGAGAGAGUUCAGAGUCCCCCUCGGUCGCUGCCCUCUGUCCGGGUCGGUCCCUGGGCUGGACCCGCCUCAGCAGCCGUCGCAGCAUAGGUUUGGUGGGACAGUGGCGCCGCUGGAGACACCGAGCCCAGUGGAUGAACAAGUGGAGGAGAGGGAGAGUACGACACAGUCUCUACAGCCAGCCCAAGAGGAGCUACAGGGGGGAGGCCCGGGGGUCCACAGAGGCACACAGAGAGCUGGAGGUGGGGCCAGAGGGAAGGGACAGAGGCCAGAGUCUGUCAGAGAGACCACUGCAGCCGGCUCUCACAGAGGAGCACGUCAGCUGUGUCACAGGCUUCCUGGAGGAGUCCCUGCAGCAGUACGGCAGUUUGAUCCCGGUCCAUGUGGACGACGUCACAGAGAGACUGCAGAACGUGUUCAGCGAGAGCUUCUCCCAACCACACAGGAAGGCCCUGAUGCAGCACCUGGUACAGUCCUUCCAGCGUUCCUCUGGUAGCUCUCUGGCCAAAGGCUUCAGGGUCAACUACAAACGCCACGUUCUGACCAUGGACGACCUGGGCACACUGUACGGACAGAACUGGCUCAACGACCAGAUUAUGAACAUGUACGGGGACUUGGUCAUGGACUCUGUACCAGAAAAGGUUCACUUUUUCAACAGCUUUUUCUACGACAAACUACGAACGAAAGGAUACGACGGCGUGAAGCGGUGGACCAAGAACGUGGACAUCUUUGGUAAGGACCUGCUGCUGAUCCCCAUCCACCUGGAGGUUCACUGGUCUCUGGUCAGUGUCGACAUCCGCCGCCGAGCGAUCACGUACUUCGACUCCCAGCGGACGCUCAACCGCCGCUGCCCAAAGCAUAUUUUUAAAUAUCUCCAAGCCGAGGCAAUCAAGAAAGAUCGACAAGACUUUUUGGACGGAUGGAAAGGCUAUUUCAAAAUGAAUGUGGGUCGGCAGAACAACGACAGCGACUGCGGGGCCUUCGUGCUGCAGUACUGUAAGUGUUUGGCCCUUGGAGAGGCGUUCACCUUCGGGCAGCUGGACAUGCCCCGUCUGAGGAGACAAAUGUACAAAGAACUGUGUCACUGCAAACUCAUCCUGUGA